Molecule: messenger RNA, 1760 nt
Organism: Solea solea (common sole)
Lineage: Eukaryota; Metazoa; Chordata; Actinopteri; Pleuronectiformes; Soleidae
Product: tubulin alpha-1C chain-like
Exons: 4
Coding region: 86-1429 (447 amino acids)
Biological process (GO): microtubule cytoskeleton organization; mitotic cell cycle
Cellular component (GO): microtubule; cytoplasm
Molecular function (GO): GTP binding; structural constituent of cytoskeleton
Source: RefSeq, a predicted model, not a curated record
GGGUAUAUAAACACAGAGCAAGACAGCUGCCUUCACUGACACAUCUUCCUACCGAGCCCUGGACAUUGGAGAAGAAAGAUAAACUAUGCGUGAGUGUAUCUCGAUUCACGUUGGCCAAGCUGGGGCUCAGAUUGGCAAUGCAUGCUGGGAGCUGUAUUGCCUGGAGCAUGGCAUCCAGCCAGAUGGACAGAGGCCCUCUGACAAGGCUAUGGGAGGAGAUGACUCCUUUAACACUUUUUUCAGUGAGACAGGAGCUGGAAAACAUGUUCCCAGAGCAAUCUUUGUUGACCUGGAACCUACUGUCAUCGAUGAGGUGCGCACAGGAACCUACCGUCAGCUCUUCCACCCUGAGCAGCUGAUUACAGGAAAGGAGGAUGCUGCCAAUAACUACGCCCGUGGACACUACACUGUCGGAAAGGAAAUUAUUGAUCUGGUGCUGGACAGGACUCGUAAACUGGCUGAUCAGUGCACUGGCCUGCAGGGAUUCCUCAUCUUUCACAGCUUUGGUGGAGGCACUGGCUCGGGUUUCACCUCCUUGCUGAUGGAAAGACUCUCUGUUGAUUAUGGGAAGAAAUCAAAGCUUGAAUUUGCCAUCUACCCAGCCCCUCAGGUUUCUACUGCAGUUGUUGAGCCCUACAACUCGAUCCUCACCACCCACACCACCCUGGAGCACUCAGACUGUGCCUUCAUGGUGGACAAUGAGGCCAUCUACGACAUCUGCCGCAGAAACCUGGAUAUCGAGAGGCCAACCUACACUAACCUGAACAGGCUCAUCAGCCAGAUUGUGUCUUCAAUCACUGCUUCUCUUCGUUUUGAUGGAGCCCUGAAUGUUGACCUGACAGAAUUCCAGACCAAUUUGGUGCCCUACCCUCGUAUCCACUUCCCUCUGGCCACCUAUGCCCCAGUCAUCUCCGCUGAGAAGGCCUACCAUGAGCAGCUGUCGGUUGCUGACAUCACCAACACCUGCUUUGAGCCAGCCAAUCAGAUGGUGAAGUGUGAUCCUCGUCAUGGUAAAUACAUGGCCUGCUGUCUUCUGUAUCGUGGUGAUGUCGUCCCCAAAGAUGUUAACUCCGCCAUCGCAGCCAUCAAGACCAAGCGUACCAUCCAGUUUGUGGACUGGUGCCCCACUGGCUUCAAGGUUGGCAUCAACUAUCAGCCUCCAACUGUGGUUCCUGGUGGGGACCUGGCCAAGGUGCAGAGGGCCGUGUGCAUGCUGAGCAACACCACAGCAAUCGCUGAGGCCUGGGCCCGUCUCGACCACAAGUUUGACCUCAUGUAUGCCAAGAGGGCCUUUGUUCACUGGUAUGUUGGGGAAGGCAUGGAAGAGGGAGAGUUUGCGGAGGCCAGAGAAGAUAUGGCUGCUCUAGAGAAGGAUUAUGAGGAGGUGGGUGCAGAUAUGACAGAGGGGGAUGAAGGAGAAGAAUAUUAAUUUUACUGAGGCUUGAACUUAAUAGAUUUUGUGGUUGAGACAUCAUAACAAUCCCAUCUAAAAUGUUAGCUAACAAUUUAAUAUUAGAGAAGAGUUGCAAGGAUUAGGACUGCAUUUAGGAGCCCAAUCAUCAAGUACUGUGCAGACAGUGCAUAUGAAAACUGUAGUUGGACAUCUGUUAUAGUGGGCUUUAUAUUUUCAUCCAGUAGUAUCAGGGUGUGAAGCUGACCAAAUCCUCCCCUUUGUGCACCUCCCCCACUGUCCUUUACCAUUUGUAAUGUAAGCUAUGAAAGAGCUCCUAUGUCAAUUUCUAUACGCCAUUCAGCUGCAA